AUCUUGAACACAUUACACACCCAAUAAUAAACUUUCCUGAAACGAGAUAAAGUGGUUGUCUCUUCUUCCCUUAUAUAUUGCCUUCCAAUCUCACUCCCAAAUAGUCACUCCCUUUGUAUUCUCACUCUCUAAACACUCAGCUCCCUCAUUCUUCCAUCAUGUUCUCCUUUCCACCAUUAUUAUCUUCCCCUUCUCUGCUAAAAACCCUACUUCUUGUAGCGGCAUUGUUUGUAUGCUAUACAAAUAGCUCUGCUUCAACCCCAACCAUUCCCACAAAGAUCGGAAAAGGCUACCGUCUUGUCUCCGUCGCAGAAUCUCCCGACGGUGGCCUUGUUGGCCACCUCCAAGUCAAGCAGAAGAACAACAUAUAUGGCCCCGACAUUCCCCUUCUACAGCUCUAUGUCAAGCAUGAGACUGAUGGGCGUUUGAGGGUCCAUAUAACAGAUGCAGAAAAGGAGAGAUGGGAAAUUCCAUACAAUCUCAUACCCAGAGCUCAACCACCCACAUUAAAGCAAAGCAUUACUAGUAAAUCAACAAAUGAGCCCAUAACAGUGUCAGAAUACUCCAGCAGUGGCCUAAUAUUUAGUUACACCACGGACCCGUUUGGUUUCGCGGUCAAAAGAAAGUCAAACGGUCAAACCCUUUUUAACUCCACAUCCGAUGGAUCCGACCCGUUUGGCAACCUGGUUUUUAAGGACCAGUACAUAGAAAUAUCAACCAAGUUGCCAAAAGAUGCUUCACUGUAUGGUCUGGGAGAAAACACACAGCCCCACGGCAUUAAACUCUUCCCAAACGACCCCUACACUCUUUACACAACGGACAUCUCGGCUAUUAAUUUGAAUGCUGACCUGUACGGGUCACACCCGGUUUAUAUGGACCUGAGAAAUGUGGGGGGUGACGUAAAUGCCCAUGCAGUGCUGUUGCUGAAUAGUAAUGGGAUGGAUGUGGUGUAUAGGGGAAGCUCGUUGACGUAUAAAGUGAUUGGGGGUGUUUUGGACUUUUACUUCUUCUCGGGACCCACGCCACUUGCUGUUGUCGAUCAGUAUACCGAGUUUGUAGGACGCCCUGCUCCCAUGCCUUACUGGUCGCUUGGAUUUCACCAAUGCAGAUGGGGUUACCACAACUUGUCUGUAGUUGAAGACGUUGUUGAGAGCUACAAGAAGGCCAAAAUUCCUCUUGAUGUCAUCUGGAAUGAUGACGAUCAUAUGGAUGGGCACAAAGACUUCACCCUCAACGCAAAGAACUACCCUCGGCCAAAGCUAUUGGCCUUCCUUGAUAAAAUUCAUAAACAAGGGAUGAAGUAUAUUGUUAUCAUUGAUCCUGGAAUUGGUGUUAAUUCUAGUUAUGGUGUCUACCAGAGAGGUCUGGCUAAUGAUGUAUUCAUCAAAUAUCAUGGCAAACCUUUCCUCGCUCAAGUUUGGCCUGGAGCUGUCAACUUUCCUGAUUAUCUGAACCCCAAAACAGUUUCAUGGUGGGCUGAUGAAGUUAAACGGUUUCAUGAACUUGUACCAGUUGAUGGCUUGUGGAUUGACAUGAAUGAAGCUUCAAAUUUCUGUAAUGGUUUGUGCACUAUACCGGUGGGAAGAAUAUGUCCCAAUGGAACUGGACCUGGUUGGAUCUGCUGCUUGGACUGCAAGAACAUUACAAACACAAAAUGGGAUGAUCCCCCUUACAAAAUUAAUGCUUCUGGAUUGCAGGUUCCAAUAGGUUACAAGACCAUAGCAACCAGUGCAACUCACUACAACGGAGUCUUGGAGUAUGAUGCACAUAGUCUAUAUGGUUUCUCUCAGUCUGUUGCCACUCACAAGGCACUUCAAGGACUUCAGGGCAAGCGUCCAUUUAUAUUAUCACGUUCCACUUUUGUUGGUUCAGGCAAGUAUGCUGCUCAUUGGACUGGUGAUAACAAGGGCACUUGGAAUGACCUCAAGUACUCAAUUUCUACCAUGUUGAAUUUUGGGAUCUUUGGGGUUCCAAUGGUUGGCUCAGAUAUAUGUGGAUUCUAUCCAGCUCCCACUGAAGAGCUCUGCAACCGCUGGAUUGAACUUGGUGCUUUCUAUCCUUUCUCUAGAGAUCAUGCAAAUUUCUAUUCCCCAAGACAGGAGCUUUAUCAGUGGAAGUCUGUGGCUGUUUCUGCUAGGAAUGCUUUAGGAAUGAGGUAUAAGCUCCUUCCAUACCUAUACACAUUGGCGUAUGAAGCACAUAUUAGUGGUGCUCCCAUUGCUAGGCCUCUCUUCUUCUCUUUUCCCAAUUUUACAAGGUCAUAUGGCUUGAGUACACAGUUCUUGUUAGGAAAGAGUCUAAUGGUAUCUCCGGUUCUAGACAAGGCCAAGACAAAGGUCCAUGCUCUUUUUGCUCCAGGUACUUGGUAUAGUUUGUUUGACAUGACACAAGUAAUUGUUGUCAAAGAAGGCCAUUAUCGCGCCCUUGAUGCUCCCUUGCAUGUUAUCAAUGUUCAUCUGUAUCAGAACACUAUUCUCCCAAUGCAGCAAGGCGGACUAAGAUCUAAAGAAGCACGAAUGACACCUUUUAGCCUCGUAGUGACCUUUCCUUUAGGUGCUAGUGAUGGAGAAGCCAAAGGAAACCUGUACCUCGACGAUGAUGAACUUCCGGAGAUGAAACUUGGAAAUGGUUACUCUACGUAUGUUGAUUUUUACGCAACUGUAAGCAAAGGAAAGGUGAAGGUGUGGUCAGGUGUUCAAGAGAGCAAGUUCGCAUUGGAGAAGGGCUGGUAUGUCGAGAAAGUUACUGUCUUGGGAUUAAACGGCAUUGGAGCUGAACUUGAGGUCGAAGUCGAUGGAAUUGCAGCUGUUGAUACUUCUAACGUGGAGUUCACUGCAACAGAACAUAAGUUUCCUGAUAGUUUAGAAGAAGAUGUGAAUGAUGACAUGAAGAAGAGUAUGAUGCUUGAAGUUAGAGGGUUGAAAUUGUCAGUUGGGAAAAAGUUUGCUAUGUCAUGGAGUAUGGGAAUCAGAGGCUAAGCCUUAUUUACCUUAUUAUUUUUCUUAUUUCAAAUAUCUAAUCAAAGUGUCUAAUGGAGAGGAGAUAGGCUAAAGUUGUGCACAUCCUUCUUUAUUUUCCAUUCACAAGAAUCAGAAGAGCAUUGAGAUUAUGAAUUCUAUUCAAUCACUUUUGAGUAUUGAGUCAUUCAACAGUGUAA
Molecule: messenger RNA, 3157 nt
Organism: Daucus carota subsp. sativus
Lineage: Eukaryota; Viridiplantae; Streptophyta; Magnoliopsida; Apiales; Apiaceae
Product: alpha-xylosidase 1
Exons: 3
Coding region: 159-2978 (939 amino acids)
Biological process (GO): carbohydrate metabolic process
Molecular function (GO): hydrolase activity, hydrolyzing O-glycosyl compounds; carbohydrate binding
Source: RefSeq, a predicted model, not a curated record